Messenger RNA from Symsagittifera roscoffensis, 1608 nucleotides. RefSeq names its product large ribosomal subunit protein mL65-like. Gene Ontology annotation, biological process: translation. Gene Ontology annotation, cellular component: mitochondrial large ribosomal subunit; mitochondrion; ribosome. NCBI's taxonomy places the organism in Eukaryota, Metazoa, Xenacoelomorpha, Acoela, Convolutidae. The record is from RefSeq and is a predicted model, not a curated record. Gene Ontology annotation, molecular function: structural constituent of ribosome. The coding region runs from base 1 to 1608 and encodes 535 amino acids. The transcript has a single exon.
AUGUCAGGCAAUCGCUUGUUCAAAUUGCGAUGGAAGAAGAAAGACUUCAACAGAAAAGGACCCUUCCCAUAUUCCUUUUUUCACAAAGAGGACAAAUUGGAAUCAUUUCGAGGACCUGACGGAUAUCCUCUCCUAGUCCCGUCUCUCAGAAACACAACUGAGUAUGCCAAAAGGUAUAGAGAUCAAGUCAAAAUAGCGGAAAUUGAGAAAAUUGAAAAUGUCCAUUUGAAAAUGCUUGAGUUCAGAAAAAGUGCCAAAAAACGCUAUGAAAUCAAAUCUUCUAAUCAGUCUUACAAUGCUUUACCUUAUUGGCUGUUCGCAACGAGGACAAAAUUGAUGAGAGGUCUGCCCUUAGAAAUGCAGAGAUCAGCUUGUUCGAUUAGUGAUGAAGUUGUUGAUUCACUCAAUGAUUCGAUUCUGGUUGCAAUUCGUGAAUAUCUUCUUCGGAAUAGCGUGUUCAGAGAAAAGUUUGACGACCGAACAAACAAACAUUUCGCAUCUUUUCUGAAGUCAAUUGCGUUUUCUAUUUCUAAUCAUCCGGAAAUUUCGAGUGAGCUUGGCUCGGAUGAAACGUUUUUCAACCAAAACGUAGAAACUAUUGGCUUCUUUGGUAAAGAUGAAAAUAUGUAUCAAGUUACGGACGAGGCAGCUAUUGCCCAACUGAGAUCCAAACACCCUCUGGUUCCUUUGGAAUCUCUAGACUCCGAAAUAUGCCAGUACUCACCUGAUCAAAUUCCUGAAUUGCCUCACAAUAUGCAAUAUUACGAAGAGUUAGUUUGGGAAAAUCCAAAGGUCAAAAUGCCCAGAAGAGGUCAACAAUGGAUCAAGAAAAGAGUCCCGGUCAAAACUGAGGUUCAAGAUGCAGUUAUUUUCUCAGGGGUGAAACCAGGGUCAUUGUACCAGUAUUUUCACACGCAGUUUCUGCUAAAUAGCCGACCUUCAGAGUUUUGGAGAGAAGACUCGGAUUUUUAUGCACAAGAAGUGACGGAUUGUAAAACUCUGCUUAACAUGCAUUCGACCUUGAGUUCGACGGCUUGGUACUUGAAGUUCACACCUUUUCAAGAUUUAACCAUGCCGCUAAGUUUGAAUGCGAUGACGUAUGACGGAACCCAGAAUGUCUCUUUUUAUAACUACCAACUGAAUACUGUGGCGAGUGGAAAAAUGAUGUUGGAUGAAUUUCUGCCAGAAGCAUCAAAUCCAAGAGCGAACGUGCUUUGGUCAACUGAAAUGACGCCUUUGUUUUCUUAUGACGAAACUACAGGUUCUGUUGAUAUAAACAAUGAAGCUGUGAAAUGUAUGUUUGCUCUUUUGAAAAGGAAGACUGCGGCUCAGAAAUUUGAAGUUCCAGAAUCGUCUUGGGAUGAGGGCAUUCCAGAAGGGAUCCCGUUGGUCAGAGUUGAUAGAGACGUAGAUCCAGGCAAGAUCUGGAUCAAACCGAAAAAGAGCAAAAACUGGCCAAAAGGGUGGUACCAUCCGAAGUAUAAGUGGAACCCGCAGUAUGUGGAAAGAAUGGAAAGGGAAAAGGAACAAGGUCCCUUUUAUGAGUCAGAAGAAGAUCACUCCGAGUUUAUUAAAGAGUUUAACAGCAAGCAAAAAUUGAUUAAAUGA